Messenger RNA from Bombus impatiens (common eastern bumble bee), 2340 nucleotides. It is a transcript of the gene tty, whose product is annotated as protein tweety. Gene Ontology annotation, cellular component: plasma membrane. The transcript is spliced from 11 exons. Gene Ontology annotation, molecular function: intracellularly calcium-gated chloride channel activity; volume-sensitive chloride channel activity. Bases 495 to 2189 code for a protein of 564 amino acids. NCBI's taxonomy places the organism in Eukaryota, Metazoa, Arthropoda, Insecta, Hymenoptera, Apidae. The record is from RefSeq and is a predicted model, not a curated record.
GAAGCUUCUCUUAUUCAACACGUCAGGGCACAAUUGGGAUCUUGGAUAGGGUUAGAGACAGCAAACAAUGUCAUCGAGCGUUUAAUCGAAGGGUGUGCAGAACAGGAGAAGUGUUUUCUCUUCGAUAUUUACCUCGAGCGGAACAAUUCGUCGGAGCGAACUAUACAUACGUCUUACGAGGAAGAUGGAAUUGCGUGUUAGUACGUUGGGAUUGGCCGUGGCGCCACCCGCCAACCCACUCCGCGAAGACUUUCAGUCGAGCUCGAACCUUCGUCGGGUGUGGAGUGUGUGUUGUAUCGUUGUGUGUCAGUGUUCAGAUUAUUCACUGAAAAUUAAGGACCAUUACAGCGCUUGCAUAAGGCUCCUUGCAUUUUCUAUCAUUAAAUAUUCUAUGAAAUAAGUCCACCAUAAGCUUGUAGGCGGUUCUCGUAGCAUGUCUUGACGAGUAGGAGAGGCUCUUCAACGGGGUUUUCGGCAGACAAGGGUUCUCCAAAAUGGCGGGCGGUCAGCAGCUUCCCGAACAGUACACGGUUCCGCAGCUCGCUAGGGUCUUCCACAGCCUGCCGCACCUCAACGUCUCUCUCCACUCGGUCAAUAACACCUUUAAUCCACAUUCCGAAAUCUAUCUCGAGAGUCUCGGGAUACUUGGAAGUAUCCCUGCAGCCUGGUUAAUCCUGACGUUGCUGGUGCUCCUGGUUUACCUGGUAACGAGAUGCUGCGACCGGAAGCCGCGCCCCAGGAGGUCGAUAACCCUGCUGAAGUGUUCGCUGGCCAUCCUGGCGUUACUUUGCAGCGGAGCUGUUGCCGUCGGCCUCUACGGUAACGACGACGUGCACAACGGUUUGGUGCAAUUGGUGGCCGCCGCAAAGAACGUCGAUGGUAUUCUCAUGGGUGUACGGAAUCAGACCGACACCAUCGAGACGACAUUGAAGAAGAAGGUGCAGCUACAGUUGACUGCCUUGGGGGACGAUUUCGAUGCCCCCGUCAGCAAUAAAACCAUGCUCGGUCUGCUGUUGGCCGCUCUGCAGAGCAUGAAGCAAAACACGAACAUCGCCGUGAACCGCAGCUUCGAAAUUCGAAAACCGUUGAGCGGAAUCAGCUUGGCUGGCGCGAUCGGGAUGGGAGAGAAGAUAGAGCAAUUAAGGUGGCCCGUCACCAUGGCCGUUCUCAGCGCGCUACUCGUCCUCUGUGUGGUGCUGGUCGUCGGAGUUGCGCGACAUUCCAGAUGCGUUCUCAUAACAUUUUCCGUGUUUGGAUUAUUUGCGGUGAUAGUCUCGUGGUUGAUGGCUUCGCUGUAUCUCGCAACUUCAGUGGCCUUAGGUGAUCUCUGCGUGUCCCCAGACGGUUACCUAACCAGAGCGGUACCGGCCACUCUAGCCUCUGAGGUUCUUUCGUAUUACACGCAUUGUGAGAACACGCGCAAUAAUCCAUUCAGCCAGAGAUUAAACGACGGUCAAAUCGCGGCAAACAACAUGAGAGACAACAUGAGUACCGUGACCAGGUUGGCACUGGAACUAUUCAAGGAACAACAAUUGCAGCCGAAAUUGACCAGCCUUUCGAUCGACGUGAACACCGUAAACAAGCUCAUGUCGGGAUUAACGACGUUACUUGAUUGCAAGCCUCUUCACAAACAAUACGUUCAUGCCGCGAAGAGCUUAUGUCAUUUAGGAUUAUACGGACUAACUUUCAUGCUGUUGGCGAGCUUAGCCGCGGGACUGUUCUUCACCGUGCUAGUUUGGGUAGACUCUCACACUUGGAUCUAUAUUCGAAAGCGAAGAGAUUACCAUCAAGUCGAUGAGCAGGACCCGUAUCUACCGCCAUCGGCAGCUUCGCAGGCGAUAGCAGCGCGGACCCUUCGAGGCCAAGGGUCGUACCCGCCUACAGCCCCUUCUGUAUUUUAUCCGAAUGCUCAUGGCACUCAAAAUACCAUUAAGCAGCCUCUCUUGCUAACGCCGCCCCCGCCGUCCUACGCUACUGCGACUGCUCGAGCACGUCAGCUGCACGAGAGCAUGCUAAAAGGUGGGGGUAUUAACGGGAGCGGAGGAGGCGGGGAUCACAAAUCGUCUCAGCAUAAUCAGCAAUCGACAGGUGGACGAGCUGAGCACCGUUCUGGGCUCGGAGAUCAACCUGGCCAGUACGCGACUUUGAGCAAACAAUGCAAGACCCUCGAGUCCAGUGACUUUUACUGAGGGCACGCCCCCGCAGGGCCCGGUAGAGAACCACCUUGGACACCAAGCGUGGCGUCCUUCACCGGUACCCUGUCUCACAACUCUCACGGACCUGCUCAUCUGGCCACGUUCCAAGACUCUCGCAAAACACAGACUCUAGACCCGAAGAAUC